AUGCGUCUUCUAAGCAGCGUUGCCGCGCUCUCUUUUCUGCCCUUGAUCCACGCCCAAAGUGGCAAUGGAAUGACAACCGCCACUUCGUCAAGCUCAUCAUCGGCCUCCGCUCCCUCUGGAACCGGUACCGUCCACCGUGUUGACGUGGGUGAAGAUGGUCUCUCUUUCACCCCGGCGUCCCUGAACGUUCCCGUGGGUGACAAGAUUGAGUUUCACUUUUACCCGCCAGCACACUUGGUGGCCCAGUCCACUUUUGCAAACCCAUGCUCGCCAAUCAAGCAGGGUGGUUUCUACUCGGGAGUGGUUUCCACCUCUGGGAAAUCUGAGACCACCUUUACUGUGACAGUGAACAACACCGAUCCCAUCUGGUACUACUGUGGUGUGGGACAGCACUGUCAAGCCGGUAUGGUGGGAGUGAUCAAUCCUCCGUCCGGUGGAAAAGAGACCAUCGAAGCCUUCAAGAGCGCCGCUUCGCAAGUCCAAGACUCAUCGACCCCGGCGAACGCUUUCGGCGGUGUCCUCGGAACUUCUACGAAUCAGACAACUUCCAGCAGGACAACAGACAGCAUCAGCAACACUGCUACGAGCGCAUCCGCGACCAAGACAAGCGCUGGGGCAUCAUCGCCUUCGACGACGCCUAAUGCAGGCGUGUCGGUUCAGACUGUCGGUGGCAUGAGCUCUCUGGUGCUGCUGGGCGUGCUUUCUUGGAUCAUGGUCUAG
Messenger RNA from Penicillium diatomitis, 720 nucleotides. Its product is annotated as cupredoxin domain-containing protein. The transcript is spliced from 3 exons. Bases 1 to 720 code for a protein of 239 amino acids. Lineage: Eukaryota; Fungi; Ascomycota; Eurotiomycetes; Eurotiales; Aspergillaceae. The record is from RefSeq and is a predicted model, not a curated record.